CUUGUUUGUUUUUUUCCUUUUCUUUUUCUUUAGCAUGAAUAGAUACCACAGUUUACUUCUAUCAGGGUUUACUUAAAUAUAUAUUAUUUCUAAAACCCAGUUUGCGGUGAUAAAUCCCGACAAUUAACAAAUAUUUUUAUUCAGGCACUUGAAGGUCUCCUCGCGGGUCCUAGUGAUCCUAUGUUUUUACAGGAGGGAAACUUCGCUAUCCAGUAGGCUACAGCUACAAACUGUUUGGAGUUUGAUUCACAUUUCUUUAAAAACAGUUGGCAGGAGAAAAUACGGUGGUUUAAAAAAUCUAAUUAAAGGUUCCUAUCCAUCAGUUUAAGGAGCGGCAGAAGUCAUGUCUGGUAUAGCUUUGAGUCGCCUCGCUCAAGAACGAAAGGCUUGGCGGAAAGAUCAUCCGUUUGGUUUUGUAGCUGUUCCAACCAAAAACCCAGAUGGAACGAUGAAUCUGAUGAACUGGGAGUGUGCCAUCCCUGGAAAGAAAGGGACACCGUGGGAAGGUGGCUUGUUCAAACUGCGGAUGCUCUUCAAGGACGAUUACCCGUCCUCCCCUCCAAAAUGUAAAUUUGAGCCGCCACUUUUCCACCCAAACGUAUAUCCAUCCGGCACGGUGUGUCUAUCCAUUCUAGAGGAGGACAAAGACUGGAGGCCAGCGAUCACGAUCAAGCAGAUCUUGCUAGGAAUCCAAGAACUCCUAAACGAGCCAAAUAUUCAGGAUCCUGCACAAGCGGAGGCGUACACAAUUUACUGCCAAAACAGAGUGGAAUAUGAAAAAAGGGUCCGAGCACAAGCCAAAAAGUUUUCUCCGUAAGCCUCGAUGUCGCUGUGACUGAAAGAACAUUGGACCGCGCGACCCUGCAGUACUUCCUGUCUGCUCCUCUCAUUACUCUUAUCCACUUUCCACUAAUUUCCAUGCAGGUGUGAUGAAAACUGAAUGUGCCAUUGUCAUGUCCAGUGACGCCCACCUAACCGAGCGCUCUAUGGGCUCAUAAUCUGACUGUCUUUUGGGGGGGAAAAAUAAAUAAAUAAGUGGACGUCACCGUCGCCACCUAUUGAAGUGAAUUUGCGCACAGGCGCUCGUUCCAGGACUCCUGGGGUGCCACGGCUCUGCACGAUUUCCCAUGUUUUCCCUCCUCUUGCACACUUGAAUCACAGCCUAAUUAGCUAAUGAGGUGAAACCGAGUGUGUUUGAUCAGGGAAAACGAAAUGACAUUUCUGUGGCUUUUCUCUUCGACAGGCCUGUCUCACGAAGCACGAUUUAUUGUUUAGCUAUCUAACUUUAAGCAUAGCUCGGUCUAACCCUGUGUGUACUGCCUCGUAGCGACGGAGCAGGUUUUACCAGGCUGCGUUGUCAUGGUAACCGCACGCCUCAACCCAUACCAGGCCAGGCGUAUGAGUUCAGGAUCACGGACAGUAAAGCAGCUCUUCGGCCGCCCGUUUGUUCCCUGACUUACCAAAUUCAGCAGUCCUCUCUGGAAAUGGUCUCAACAUUGUUUGAAAGUUUCACAGGUUUUAUGAGAGGGUCUCUUUGCAUGUCAAUGUUCAUUUUCCUUUUGGUUUUUCCCUGCUCUGGGCCAGGUAAGAUGAUUUGUGCAGUAUUAAAACCUAAGCUACUUUAAUUGAUCGACUAGCCACCAAUCAUGAAUGAACAGCUACUUUUCAGAUUAUCACUACAGCCCUGAGGUGACACGAGGCCACUUUUGCAAUAAGAUAAAUGUUCAGAUGUUGCGUAUGCCACUUCAUUUUGUGUAUAGGCUUGACUGUAUUUUAGGCACAGUGAUAAUAGGAAUAUUAUAUUAUCCACUAAGCUUCUUUGCUAAAAUCAGUAUGCUCAGUGGCUUCCUCUGUUCUCAUUCUUUUCCUUGUGUAUCUGACCUACAUGCUGUUUGCGUGAGCCUUGGUGUGUGCUCACAAGCUUGAAUACCAGAUAUCCUGGUUCAGAGUGUGUUCCACAGAUAAAAAAAAGUGGACUCGGUUAUUCACACACUGUGUUGGCAACUUGAUCAUAGAUGAUGCACUAUAUUGCCAAAAGCAUGUGGACACCCGACCAUCACACCCAUAUGCGGUUCUUCCACAAACAGUUGCUACAAAGAUAUCUCUGUAUGCUGUUUUCCCUUCACUGGAACUCAAACGUGUUCCAUCAUGACAAUGCCCCUGUGCACAAAGCGAGCUCCAUGAAGACAUGGUUUGAGAAGUGUGGAAGAAAGUGGAAGAACUAGAGUGUCCUGCACCGAGCCCUGACCUCAACCCCACUGCUCACCUUUGGGAUGAACUGGAACUGAAGCCUCCUCACAUCAACAUUUCACUAAUGCGCUGGUAGCUGAAUGAACACAAAUCCCCCACAGCCACGCUCCAGAAUCUAGUGGAAAGAUGUCCCAGAAGUGUGGAGCCUAUUUAACAGCAAAGUGGGAACAACUCAAUAAUAAUAAUAAUAAUGCCCAUGGUUUUGGAAAGGGAUGUUCAAUACUCGGGUGUCCGAAUACUUUUGACCAUAUAGCGCGCAUGCACAUGACGUAUCAAAAGUUUGGUUGGAGUUGCUAUUGGUAAAGUCAAGGCGCACACACUUUCCUGAACCAUCACUAUCAUUAGAUAUUACCUGCUUCUCAUACUCUUGUCCUGUUCAGGGCAUGGUACUUCCUGUUUGCUGAAAUGGUAAUUCACACUAAUUAAUGAAUUAAAAGGCAUUUUCUUGGAGACCUCUUCCUUGCCAGUAGCAAUGGCAUUUAUUAAAUUUUGGUUUGUAGUCAUAUUUUCUUAGUGCCUGAUCAUCUUCUGUAAAAUAUGGUGCCUGAGACCCCUCCAUGCUUCACACCAUCAACUGCUCGCAACAAACCCGUGUAAUCCUUGAUCGUGUAAACUUGGAUCGACAGAACCCACAGUAAAUCGAAUUGCAUUCGCGACACAUUUAUAGCAUACACUGUAUGUUAUACAGUCUAAAUAGGUUAGGGACGCAGUUAAUGUUAAACCUGCUUCGUGAGACACUUCCCUGGUCAGAAGAUGAUGAGCAUACGUUGUUUAUAUUUGCUGCAGAGCUUCAUAUGUGCAAAAAAAGAAAGAAAAGAAGGCACUGAAAAUGAUCCACAUGAAACAUGAUUAAGGUAAUUUUGUUGUGCUCAUGUUUUUUUUUUUUUCUUUUCUCCCCCCCUCCUCCCCAAUCUGGCCUCCGUUUAUUCUCUUCAGCGAUUUUAAUGAUAUAAGACAUGCUGUUACUUAAACGUCAGUAUUCCAACUGCUGUAAAAUGUUGCUUUUAUACUUUAAUGAUUUUUUUUUAAUUAGUGUGUCUAUAUUACUUUCCAUUCCUGGUGUGGGCAGUGUAGACAGCAUGUUGUAAUAUACAGUAUGAUAGAUUUUUGCUGCCUUGGCCAACUUAAAAAAAAAAAAAAAAAAAAAAAAAAAAAAAGCCCACUGAGUAAAAACUGAAAGAUAUACAGUGAUCUGUGUCGGUGUUUUUGUUCUUGUAAGUGUUUAGAGUAAAUAAAAUGUUUAUACAUUGCCAAACUAGUUUUGUCUAUCUGGAUGAAAUGUUUGUGAUUAAAAUGCUGUCUGUGAAGGAUCUACAACUGCUUACAGUGCUGGGGAAAAAGUACUUCUUCUGCUUUUGUGUAUAUCCCAUACAGAAUUGUUUCAGAAAUUAAAACAAAAUCUAAGAUAAAACAAAGGCAACCUGAGUAAGCACAAAAUACAGUUUUUAAAUGAGAAGUUGGUUAAAAGGUCUUAGGUCUAUGGCACAAUUGAAAGAAAUUCCAGAAAUGAUGAGGAAGAAGGUGAUUGAAAUGCAUCGGUCUGAGAAGGGUUACAAAGCUAUUUUAAAGGCUCUGGGAUGCCAAAGAACCACAGUGAGAGCCAUUAUCUCCAAACAGAAAACCCUGACACAGUAGUGUUCCUUCACAGAAGUGUCUGACCUUCCAAAAUUCCUCCAAGAGCACAGCAACAACUCAUCCAGGAAGUCACAAAAGACAAGGACAACAUUAAAGGAGCUACAGGCCUCUCUUGCAUCAAUAAAGGUCACUGUUCAUGACUCCACUAUCAGAAAGACACUGGGCAAAAAUGGUAUCCAUGGAAGAGUGGUGAGGUGAAAACCACUGCUAACCCAGAAGAACGCACCUUGAUUCGAUUCAAUUCAAUUUUAUUUGUAUAGCGCUUUUUACAGUAGACAUUGUCUCAAAGCAGCUUUACAGAAAUAUAUAAACACGGUAUCCAGAUAUUAAAAGUGCGAAUUUAUCCCAAUUGAGCAAGCCGGUGGCAAGGAAAAACUCCCUAAGAUGUUAAGAGGAAGAAACCUUGAGAGGAACCAGGCUCAGAAGGGAACUUUCCUCAUCUGGGUAACAACAGAUAGUGUGGAAAAAGUUCGUUAUGGUUUUAUAUGAAGUCUGUUUGGCCUUAGAAGCAGCCGUAGUCCCAGAAAUCUGGAAUUGGAGUAGAUGAUCCUCAAACCUUUUGGGAAUGUUCUGUGGACUGAUGAGUGGAAAGUGGAACUGUUUGGAAGACAGGGGUCAUGUUACAUCUGGCGUAAUCCAAACAGAAUUCCACAAAAAGAUCAUACCUACGGUCAAGCAAGGUGGUGGUAGUGUGAUGGUGUGGGGAUGCUUUGCUGCUUCAGGGCCUGGGCAACAUUGAGGGUAACAUUAAUUCUGCUCUCUACCAGAAAAUCCUAAAGGAGAAUGUCCGGUCUUCAUUCUGUAAAUUGAAACUCAAACGCAACUGGAUUCUGCCGUAAGAAAAUGAUCCAAAGCAUGGGAGUGAGUCCUAGUCCUAGAAGUAAGUGAAAGACUGAUCUCCAGUUAUCAGAAGCGUUUGGUUGCAGUUAUUGCUGCUAAAGGUGGCACAGAUUUUAAGUUUAAGGGGGUAAGUAGUUUUUCACCCAGGUGAUAGGUGUUUGAUAACUCUUUUUACUUCAAUAAAUAAAUAACCAUAUUAUGUUUUUCAAGUUCCCUUUGUU
Molecule: messenger RNA, 4946 nt
Organism: Ictalurus furcatus (blue catfish)
Lineage: Eukaryota; Metazoa; Chordata; Actinopteri; Siluriformes; Ictaluridae
Gene: ube2ia
Product: ubiquitin-conjugating enzyme E2Ia
Exons: 7
Coding region: 344-817 (157 amino acids)
Biological process (GO): protein sumoylation
Cellular component (GO): nucleus
Molecular function (GO): SUMO conjugating enzyme activity
Source: RefSeq, a predicted model, not a curated record